Molecule: messenger RNA, 3419 nt
Organism: Vollenhovia emeryi
Lineage: Eukaryota; Metazoa; Arthropoda; Insecta; Hymenoptera; Formicidae
Product: high-affinity choline transporter 1-like
Exons: 13
Coding region: 417-3125 (902 amino acids)
Biological process (GO): acetylcholine biosynthetic process; transmembrane transport; choline transport
Cellular component (GO): plasma membrane
Molecular function (GO): choline:sodium symporter activity
Source: RefSeq, a predicted model, not a curated record
CUGGUACCACCCUGUACAUCUGUAUCACGCGCGCGCGUGACCGGCGCUCCGUCCUUGUCCGUGACGCGCGCGCUACCCCCAGCGAGGUGGUGGCGGUCCAGCGUGUAAGCCGUGCGGGAUGCUGAAUCCGUAGGAGCGACUCAGUCGUAUCGCCUGGGCCCUCUCUGUCGCACGGCUAACGCCCGGUCGGCGAGACUGUGCGAGGCUGUGCAUCCGCGUGCCGCCAGAGAGGAGGCCGAUUUCCUCCCUCGGCGAAGCAGCAGUUUUUUCGUCGCCACGGAAAGGAAAUCGGGACGGGCGGCGGAAUGGAUACGUCCGCGUGAGAGGGAUGCGCUGCACGAUUUCACUGGGGUAGCCGGCGUUGCAGAGCUCACAUCCGGAAGCAGACGAGAGCACGAACGGGUACGGAGAGGAGGAUGGGAGUGUACGUGACAGGCGUAAUCGGCGUGAUUGUGUUUUACAUCGCGGUGCUGGCCGUCGGUGUAUGGGCCGCUGCGUUCAAGCGGAGGCAGGCCGCGCAGGGCCACCUGCAGGAUGACAUGAUGCUGGCGAACCGACGCCUCGGCCCCUUGCUCGGCGUCUUCACCCUCAUCGCAACAUGGGUUGGAGGAGCCUUCGUCAACGGGACCGCCGAGGCCAUGUAUACGAAGGGUCUAGCCUGGUGUCAAGUACCUAUCGGCUACAGCCUCAGCCUGAUUUUCGGCGCCAUGCUCUUCGUGCGUCCGAUGAGGAAGGCCGAGUACGUGACGAUGCUGGAUCCCUUUCAAGAACGAUACGGCGCGGGCAUCGGAGGCUUGCUCUUCCUGCCGGCGCUCUGCGGCGAUCUAUUCUGGUGCGGCGCCGUCCUGAGAGCGCUGGGAAGCUCGCUGGCGGUCGUCGCCGGCGUCGAUCCGAAUAUCAGCGUUUGUGCGUCCGCGCUCUUGGCGGCCAUAUACACGGUUUUCGGCGGUCUGUAUUCCGUGGCGUGUACCGAUGCGCUACAACUGCUAUGCAUUCUGCUGGGUUUAGCGAUAGCUGCGCCGUUUUCCAUGGUGCAUCCCGCGGUGUCGUUCCAGAACAAUCUGUCGCCGAAGGACUGGCUGGGACACGUGAAGAAUGAGGACAUGGGCGAGUGGGUGGACGGUAUGCUGCUACUGGUGUUCGGCGGUAUACCUUGGCAGGGUUACUUUCAACGAAUCCUAAGCAUUAAGAGCACUUCCGUUGCAACGACUCUAUCAAUUGUCUCGAUGUUCGGUUGCCUGAUACUCGCGGUGCCAUCAGCCCUAAUUGGGGUAGUGGCUCGUGCUACCGACUGGUCCUUGGUCCCAGGCUUCAACAGGACGUUCACCACGGACGACGGAAGCGCCGCGUUGCCGAUGGUCCUGCGGUAUCUCACGCCCCAAUGGGUGUCUUUCGUUGGUCUCGGCGCAAUCUCGGCGGCUGUAAUGUCCUCGGCGGACUCCAGUAUACUCGCCAGUAGCUCUAUGUUUACCAGGAACGUCUACAAACUCACGAUACGGCCAAAAGCGUCCGAGCGUGAACUAAACUGGGUCUUGAGAAUUUCCGUAAUCGUAGUCUCCAUACUGUCCACUCUCGUCGCUCUCACAGUCAGCAGCGUUUACUAUCUUUCGUACUUGUGCUCGGAUCUCGUUUAUGUCGUUCUGUUCCCGCAACUGUUAGCCGUUAUUCAUUGGCCUAACAUGGUGGAUACUUACGGCUGUCUGGCGGGCUAUUUCAUCGCUAUCGUCCUGCGUCUCGGUGGCGGUGAAAGAGGUCUUGGCAUAAUCCCGCUGAUCGAAUAUCCGUUCUACGAUACGAGGACGCGCACCCAGAAGUUUCCCUUUCGCACCGCCGUCAUGAUAAUCGCCCUCUUCACUCAGCUGCUAACCAGCUUCCUCGCCAGAACCCUGCUGGGCAAAGGAUACUUUCCGCAAUGUUGCGAUGUGCUGAGUAUCUAUUCGCCCGGAAAGUCCAAGGAGUCGUCGGGCGUAGUGCAAAGCAGCUCUGGCGCAGCUCUUAUGGAUUCGUCCUCGAAGUCGACGUCGGGCAUAGAUUCUUGCGAUGGCGUCGGCACGUGUGUCUACGAUGACGAAAGAACCUACGGCCACGAGGACACGAACGACCCCUGCGACGGCGAUGCGAUGCUCGGCAGCAAUCACGCUGAGCUGUCGAGGGCGAAGAGCGUUGGGAUGUCGGUCGUGCAACGUGGCGGCCACAAUCAGCAAGGUUUGCGCAGCGCGGUGCCGACGCCGGCGCGACACGUCUCCAUGGCGAGCCCGGUGUACACGCCGAUACCGAACGACAGAGAGCAAACCCUCGCAGUGAGGAAUCUACGCAGUCCCGUCGGUCCCCAGAUACUCUCGCCCACCCGGUCGAUCGGGAUACCAGCGACUCCGAUCGCCCCGUGCGCUCCCUCUUAUGCCAAAGUGGGCUGCGAGCUCGGGCCGAGCAGCGAGAAGCAGCGCAAUAACGACCGUAUCAGCAUUGUUGAUAGGAGCAACAUGGAGUACAACUUAAACGCUCAAGAGAACCCGCCCGCCAGCGUGGGUCCCAGAAAGAGCGUGAAGGGGGUGAAGCUCGUCGGUAUGGAGGGCGGCCCGCUGCGAAGACCGUCGUUGCAGCUUCCCGUACAUAGCUCCCACGAGACGACGUUUUGUGCCGCGUGUCCUCAGGGCACGUUCUCGCCGACACCAUCGGUAGAGUUAGUCAACAUUCUGGAGAGGAGACAGAGCAACGGUUCGUACGGACCGGGUUCCCUGUCCCCCGUGCCGUCGAUGGGGGUAGAGGCGUGCAAAACCCACGGAACCGCGUCUGAGGGUCAGAACGGAACCGAGCAUUGCAAGAUAAAGAGAGGCAUCGUGCGACAUCACAGCUUCAAUGACACGGGCGACCGAGUGUCCUUGACGACGCUCGCCAGACAGCCAAAUUACCCGUCGAUGCCGCUGAGGCCGGAGGACUGUCGUAUGACAUUAGCAAGGAAGGACAAACGCCUGGCCACCAUCGGCAGGCACUCGUCGAUGACGAACGAAAUGGAGUUCAGCAAUACGAGCAGCCUGAUUGUCAGUCCCACCUUCAGCAUGUACAGUUCGGCCCCGAAGAGCUCUAAUUAUUUCGUCACCGAUGACGAAGCGGUCAGCAGGUUCUAAAACGGGGUUCCUAGGGUUGCAGAACCGAAAACGACACUUGCAGACUCACUUCAAGUAGUUAAAGUGCAAAUGUCGAAAUUCGUACAUUCAGCUGGUGCAAAAGAUUCCGUUGUGUUCACAGUCAUCAAAUUAUAUGUCUUUUUUCUUAGAUAAGAAAUAGAGAACAUGUGGUUUUGCUAAAAAAGAGCAUUGAAAUACUCUUUCUUAGAUAGAAGGAACAAGAGCAAUCUGAACGAUGAUUCAGAUUGAGAAUAAUUUUUGAUAUCAUGUGUCGUACACGGAGAGAACUUUCUC